AUGGCGAGAAAUGUGCGAAUACAUCAGCUCCAGAAGCUGACGUGGCGCCCAUCCUUCCAGGCGUCUUCGUUUGUACAGCCAUCUCGCUGCUUUUCAGUCCUCAAUCGCCCUCCGCCCAAGUAUGAGGGCCACAUACCACUAACACGCGUGGAAAGAUUAGGGUUGGCAAUAGGUUCAGGCCUUGGAAGCUUCUUGGACCCCCGGAGAGGAGACCUCAUCGCAUCCUUUGGUGAAGCGACCGCACAGCCCUACUUCAUAUACAAGCUUCGCGAUCGCAUGCUUCUGAACCCAAUUGGCCGACGAAUACUACGCGACCGACCGCGAUUGACGUCCACCUCGCUUGACAUUCCCCGCCUUCGCAACCUACCGCCGAACACACUGGGCUAUGCGUAUGCUGCAUGGCUUGACCGCGAAGGCGUCUCUCCAGAUACGCGGGCGGCAGUACAAUACAUAGAUGACGAGGAGUGCGCAUAUGUCAUGCAACGAUAUCGCGAGUGUCACGACUUCUACCACGCUCUGGUAGGACUACCCGUCUUCCGUGAGGGUGAAGUUGCUCUGAAAGCAUUCGAAUUCGCAAACACUGGCCUACCCAUGACUGGCUUGGCUGUAUUCAGCGCCUUCACCUUGAAGAAGGCUGAAUGGAGACGUUUCUGGGACGUCUAUGGACCGUGGGCUACAAGGAACGGCGCACAAAGUGCCGACGUGAUCAACAUCUACUGGGAGGAAGAACUAGAAACAGACAUUGACGACUUAAGAGCUAGGUUGGGUAUCGAGAAGCCACCGGAUCUACGAGCUAUGCGCAAGGCUGAACGCGAAGCGCGCAAGAAAGAGAAAGAAGCCAAAGAGAACAUGGCACGGGCUGCCGUAUGA
Messenger RNA from Alternaria burnsii, 870 nucleotides. Its product is annotated as ubiquinone biosynthesis protein coq-4. The record is from RefSeq and is a predicted model, not a curated record. Gene Ontology annotation, cellular component: mitochondrion; mitochondrial inner membrane. Bases 1 to 870 code for a protein of 289 amino acids. NCBI's taxonomy places the organism in Eukaryota, Fungi, Ascomycota, Dothideomycetes, Pleosporales, Pleosporaceae. Gene Ontology annotation, biological process: ubiquinone biosynthetic process. The transcript is spliced from 2 exons.